CAGCUCGGGCUUCGGUGCCUCGCUCUCCCUCGAGUUGGUAACGUAGCCGGGUGGUCCGGCCGCCUCCUCCUGCAAGGCGCGGCCUGGGGAAGAGCCACCGGCGCCCUUCCGCUGCCCGGAAGAGAGGCACCAAAAGAGGCAAGUUGAGAUGGAGACAGAUGGUCAUCCCUGUGCUGAUCACUUUGCUAGUUUUUUGAAAUAUAUUCUUUCCAUAAAAAGAGACCAAAACAUGUCAAAAAAUACUACCCUGGAAACCUCAUAAAUACUAUAGUGUGAAGAACCCUCCACUCAGAACAUACUGUUGGUCCUCAUACAUCUCAGGAACAGGAACAUUUGAUAAAGAACGGCAGGCUGUUGACCAUGUCUUUGGCCAAUGCAGCGGAAACCCACGUGGAUGAGCGUUUCCCCGGGGUGGCAUUAGAAAACCCCAGGAGGUCUGCGGAGCUCGGGAGCCACCCUGGCACAGGCACAGGCGACCAUCCAGGGACCAGCAACGCCUCCGACAAGAGCGUGGAUUACAGCCGCUCGCAGUGUUCCUGCCGAAGUUCUUCUCACUAUGAUUAUUCAGAAGACUUUCUCUCCGAAGGUUCAGAAACACCUGUUAAUAGAAAUUAUCUAGAGAAGCCUGUGGUAAAAGGGAAGAACGAGGAGAAGAAAAAGUGUAAUGUUUCUAAAAUCUCCCAACCUAAAGGCCAGAAGGAAAUCCCAGUUGAAAAAAAGCGCAGCUGGAAUGCACCAUUUUUAAAUUCUCAAAUCAAUAUGACCACCCAAAGAAGAGGCGUUAUGGCUCAUCGCAUACUCUCGGCAAGGCUUCACAAGAUUAAAGAACUGAAAAAUGAAGUAGCGGACAUACAUCGGAAACUGGAAGCCACAGUAAUAGAAAACCAAUUUUUGAAACAACUUCAGCUUAGGCACUUGAAAGCUAUAGGAAAAUAUGAGAAUUCACAAAAUAAUCUACCUCAAAUUAUGGUUAAACACCAGAAUGAAGUAAAAAGCUUAAGGCAGCUACUUAGGAAAUCCCAAGAAAAGGAAAGAAGCAUAUCUAGGAAACUCAGAGACACCGACGGCGAGCUCCUGAGGACUAAAGAUGCUUUGCAGGCGCUGCAGAAACUUUCUGAGGACAAAAAUCUUGAAGAGAGGGAAGAACUUACUCAAAGAUUGUCUAUUCUUAAGACAAAAAUGGAGGCAAAUGAAAAACAAAUACAGAGCUUGGAACAACAACUGAGGUUGAACAGGAAAGCCUUUAAUCGCCAGCUGGCCAUUGAGAACCACAAGACUUGUGCCGCUCAAACAGCCACAAAGACUUUGCAGAUGGAAGUAAAACGCCUUCAGCAAAGACUUAAGGAGAAGGAUCGAGAGCUUGAAAUUAAAAACAUCUACACUAAUCGGAUACUUAAAAAUUUACAUGAAAAAGAAGAUUAUCCAAAAGUUUCUUCAACAAAAUCAGUCCAAGCAGUCAGGAAAAGUUUUUCACUUUCAAGUGUGAGACACCAGGAAACCCAAAAGUCGGAAGACAGCCCAUCUUUAACAGCCAAGGGUAAAAAGACAACAGGAAGCGUUGGCCAUAAAGCGAAAUCAAGGACCGUCAUCCAGGCGGUUCCUCACCUUCUCAGCCAGGUGGCUCCUCACGUUCUCAGCGACCCGCCGAGCCAGGGCGACUCCAAGAGGAAACACGAAGGUUUAUCCCAGGAAGAGGAACACUGGGAAGUGGAGCCACCUCUGAAGAAUACUGGAAGACAAAGAGAGAACAAGGAAGAUCAAGAAGAAAAAGCCACUUUAGUGAAAGAAGAACUACCACCAAAAACAAUUCAGGUAACUCCUGAAAGGGAAGGCAGUCAGGAGGAAGACACAGUGAAAGAGAAGUUUAAAGGGCGUCUACACAUAAGCGACACGGACGAGAGACGUGAUAAACAGGCUGCCCCAAACAGCAAAACAUCCUUCAGACAGAGAAAGCAUUAUUCCUUCACAGAAGCCAUCGAAAACCUGCAUCACGGGCUCCCGGCUUCGGGCGGGCCAGCCAACGCCGGCAUCCUGAGAUACGGUCACAGCACAAGCAGACGUCGCGGCAACGCGCAAGAGCUGAAGCUAGAACCCGCGGCUAGCGGGUAUGAACCCUCCUUCGGGAUCUCUUCCAGAACCAGCGCAAAGGAGACGACAUUCCGAGAUAAGAAAAGCAGCCUAAUGGAAGAACUCUUUGGCUCAGGCUGUGUCCUAAAAGAUGAGCAAACAGGUACCGGAGGGUCUGAGGAGACUUCGAGAAGUAAGAAGAUGCUCCACCUCCCUCCCAGCCAGGCCUCGGCCAGCAACGCGUUUGGAGAUUCUAAAGUAACUAUGGUAAAUUCUAUGAAGUCCUCUUCACCCACAGAAGGAAAAAGAAAAAUAAUUAUUUAAAUAUAAUCAAUAUCCUAAUACA
Messenger RNA from Equus quagga, 2413 nucleotides. RefSeq names its product lebercilin-like protein. Lineage: Eukaryota; Metazoa; Chordata; Mammalia; Perissodactyla; Equidae. The transcript is spliced from 10 exons. Bases 361 to 2391 code for a protein of 676 amino acids. The record is from RefSeq and is a predicted model, not a curated record. Gene Ontology annotation, cellular component: axoneme. Gene Ontology annotation, biological process: intraciliary transport.